Molecule: messenger RNA, 432 nt
Organism: Sordaria macrospora k-hell
Lineage: Eukaryota; Fungi; Ascomycota; Sordariomycetes; Sordariales; Sordariaceae
Biological process (GO): mRNA splicing, via spliceosome
Cellular component (GO): U5 snRNP; U4/U6 x U5 tri-snRNP complex; spliceosomal complex
Source: RefSeq, a predicted model, not a curated record
AUGGGCUCCAUCGUCCUUCCCCAUCUCGAGACCGGCUGGCACGUCGACCAGGCCAUCCUAAGCGAAGACGAGCGUGUGGUGGUUAUCCGUUUCGGCCGCGAUCACAGCCCCGACUGCAUGCGCCAAGACGAAGUCCUCUACCGCAUCGCCGACAAGGUCAAGAAUUUUGCUGUAAUUUACCUCUGCGACAUUGAUAAGGUUCCCGAUUUCAACCAGAUGUACGAGUUAUACGAUGAGUGCACGCUCAUGUUCUUCUUCCGAAACAAACACAUGAUGAUCGAUCUCGGCACUGGCGACAAUAACAAGAUCAAAUGGGUCCUCGAAGACAAACAAGAACUGAUCGACAUCAUCGAGACGGUCUACCGCGGCGCAAAGAAGGGACGCGGUUUGGUGGUCAGCCCGAAGGAUUACUCGACCAGACAUCGCUACUAG